This is a messenger RNA of Dictyostelium discoideum AX4, 864 nucleotides long. RefSeq lists its product as hypothetical. Lineage: Eukaryota; Evosea; Eumycetozoa; Dictyosteliales; Dictyosteliaceae. Bases 1 to 864 code for a protein of 287 amino acids. The record is from RefSeq and is a predicted model, not a curated record. The transcript has a single exon. Gene Ontology annotation, biological process: lipid metabolic process.
AUGAUGAAAAAAUAUUUAAAUAUUUAUUUCUUUAUUAUUUUAAAUUUAAUAUUAUCAAUUAAAAUUGUAAAAUCAUCAUAUUCAAAUUCACCACCAGAUUUUUCAUUUUUAGAAACUACUGCAAAAACAUUUUUAAGUUAUUCAUAUGUUACAUAUUGUGAUAUAGAUGAUAUUAGUAAUUGGACAUGUACUACAUGUAAACAUUCAGAUGUUGAAGCAUUCACAAUUGUAAAUACAAUUUAUAAUGAUACAACCGAUACUCAAGCAUAUGUUGGCUAUAUUGGAAAUGAGGUAAUUGUUGCAUUUAGAGGUUCAAUGGAUAUUCAAAGUUGGAUUACAAAUUUACAAUUUUUACAAAUUGUUUACCCAUUAUACCCAUCAGCAAAAGUACAUAGUGGUUUUUAUGACAGUUGGUCAAGUGUUAGAGAACAAGUGAAGAGUUCAAUUGAUUUAGCAUUAAAGCAAUGUGGUAAGCAAUGCAAUGAAAUCAAAGUAACCGGUCAUAGUUUAGGUGCUGCAUUGGCAACAUUGGCAAUUGCCGAAAUUCAAGGUUGGUACUCAAUUCCUUCAACAAUGUAUAAUUUUGGGUCACCUCGUGUUGGUGAUUCUGUAUUUGCUGAAUACUUUAAUUCAAUUCAACCAAAUGUAAUAAGAGUAACUUAUGAACAAGAUUUAGUACCACAUGUACCACCUGAAAAUGUUUUAAAUUAUCAUCAUAUCCCAACUGAAGUUUACUUUAAUACAAAUUCAACUUUUAAAACUUGUGAUGAUAGUGGUGAAGACCAAACAUGCGCCGAUUCAACUAUUGGUUAUAGUAUUUAUGACCAUCUUACUUAUUUUGGUAUGCAUUGUUGUUGUCGUUAA